UUAAAAUCACUCACAGUAUUUAGCUUCUGCUCCCAGUCCAAACACAUUUCCCUUUUUAGUCUAUUUUCAGGUGGAAGCUCUCUUCUCUGAAAACAGGAAGGACCUGAGUCAAACUUACUGCACCAGAGGUUUUUACAGCAGUUAGUCAGUCAACCCUCUGACAACAUGUGUACUGGAAAAUGUUCCCGUUGUAUUGCUGUUACUUUGUACCCGUUAGCAGCUAUAUCCAUCAUCUGUAACAUUGUGCUGUUCUUUCCUGGUGGGGACAUCAAGUACGCCAAGGAUGGACAUAUUACCGAGGAGGUGUAUUACAUGGGGGGACUCGUUGGAGGGGGUUUAAUGGUGUUGAUCCCCGCACUUUAUAUCCACUUGACUGGACAACAGGGGUGCUGUGGUAAUCGCUGUGGGAUGUUCUUAUCCAUUGUAUUCGCUGCAGUGGGUGUGGCCGGUGCCCUGUACAGUUUCAUUGUGGCAGUGCUGGGUUUGCAGAACGGUCCCCUCUGCAAAGUCAUCCUGGUUUGGACAACACCUUUUAAAAACAAUGACAGGAGUUACCUGACUGAUGACACGUGGUGGGGAACGUGCGUAGAGCCUAAGAACAUUGUGCAGUUCAACAUUGGAUUGUUUGGCACUCUGCUGGCCACAAGCUGUCUGCAGGUGAUUCUCUGUGCCAUUCAGAUGAUCAAUGGGCUCUUUGGCUGCCUGUGUGGAACCUGCACUGACAAAGGGCCACUGUGAGCUGCUGAUGGUUGACUGGCGUCAUCUGCUGGAAGAACGAGGACAGUCUUCCUGGCUGCACCUGCAUAAAAUACCCGCUUUGAAAUUGUAGUUUCUAUUUGACAACAGACUUUUUAUAUAUAUUUUUAUGUGUUUAUCAUACUCUUUUAAAAAUAACCAACACAGAAAUCAAAAAUGUAUUGCAAUAUUGUGAAAACAGCACAGUAUUAAGAAAUAAUUCAUAAUAAUCAGUUGGUCGAUUUUUCAUACAUUGGUUUAAAAAAAAUAAACUGCUCAAGUUUUG
This is a messenger RNA of Lates calcarifer (barramundi perch), 1021 nucleotides long. RefSeq names its product transmembrane 4 L six family member 21a (gene tm4sf21a). The transcript is spliced from 5 exons. The record is from RefSeq and is a predicted model, not a curated record. NCBI's taxonomy places the organism in Eukaryota, Metazoa, Chordata, Actinopteri, Centropomidae. Gene Ontology annotation, cellular component: membrane. Bases 166 to 738 code for a protein of 190 amino acids.